Molecule: messenger RNA, 2913 nt
Organism: Hymenoscyphus albidus
Lineage: Eukaryota; Fungi; Ascomycota; Leotiomycetes; Helotiales; Helotiaceae
Source: the annotation of a GenBank genome assembly
CCUUAAGUCUUCCGAGGCUCUUACCUUCAAACCAAGCAUUUGUCGUUCCAUUACCUUGUCUGCAUUGCACCCGGUAGCAGACAGAUUCAGUCAACCGGGAAUUCGUUACCAAGUCGUCAAAUUUCCAAGAGUGGCAACUGCAUACACGUCAAAAUAGACUAAAUGGCAUCCCAUCCUCAAAAACAUCCACUGGAUCCCCUUUCCGCCGCCGAAAUCCUCCAAGUUUCCUCUCUCCUUAAAGAAGCAUCACCGGACAAAAGUCUACACUUUAAACUCAUUUCCCUGCUCGAACCGCCGAAAGUCCUACUUAGAGAAUUCUUGAAGGCUGAGCGCAAUGCCUCUGGGGUUUCCGGCAUGUCUGGACCUUCUCUGACGAGACGAGCCGAGAGCUUGUACUACCAUCGCGGAACUUCAGAUCUUAUUCAUGUCACUGUGAACCUGGACUCAGGUAAAUUGGAGGAGGUGAAGAAAGUGGAGGGUCACUUUCAUGCACAGGCGGAUAUUGAUGAGAUUUUGGAGAUGAGGGAGGUUUGUCUGAGGGACGAGAAGGUGAAGGAGCAAGUGAGAGCGUUUAGAUUGCCUGAGGGAAUGAAGGUUGUUUGUGAUACUUGGUAUGUUUAUGUUUUAUUCUUUAUCUUCCAAUUUCUUCCCUGUGAGCCAUGCUCUGUAGGUGUUUGAGCUUGUAUCUUGGAAGACAGUUGAUGCGAAGUAGUUGAGGUUGUGUCCACAAUGGUAUCAACGAGAUUUGGAAGCUUGGUUCUCAUUCUUCCGCGUCAUUUUGUGAGUUCUAGGAGCUACAACCCCGUUUGGGGUAGGUUUCGUUUACGCACUAUACUUGUUGGAAUAGUGAUCCUGGGAGAAGUUAUACUGCUUUUGAUGCUCCUGAUAUACUGGGGUAAUGAGGACGAUUGCUUUACACCAGGUGGCUCUUGAAGCAAGUAUGGACAUUACCAUACAUGAUAGCCGACUAAAUUUUGAGUUCGGCGCUGGUAUUCUUGCUUGCCUAUGUCCGCUUUUUCUGUCCUCUCUUAAUAUGUCCUGAAAAAUCUGUUGCCGUAUUGCUUCCAUCGAGUUUCUACGUCCAAUUUGAAAGGACGUAUCUAAUUCUCCUUAUUACAGGCCAUAUGGGCGAGACAAUAACACUCAAACCCCGCGCUUUGUGCAGGUAAACAUGCUUCUUGAUUGGAGUCAAAAUUUGCUAACGUAUGGCAGUGUUACCUCUUCGCUGAAAGAAACCAUCCAGGCUCAAACCACUACGAUAAUCCCCUUCCGUUCUCUCCAAUAGUAGAUAUGGUGAAGAAAGAGGUCAUCGAUAUAGUACGGUUGCCCACAGGCUCCGACUCAUCAUUGAAACCUAACGCAGUCUACGAGCCCCACCCAGCGAAGGAAUACCAUCACGAACUCCAAGCCCAACCAGCGCGUACUGAUCUCAAGCCCCUAGUCAUAUAUCAGCCGCAGGGUGUGUCUUUCAGUAUUGACGGCUAUUUGAUCAAGUGGCAGAAAUGGAGAUUUCGGCUGGGUUUCAACUGGAGAGAGGGUAUGGUUCUGCAUGACGUGACUUACGAUGGGCGUGAGUUAUUCCAUCGUCUGAGUCUGAGUGAGAUGUUUGUACCCUACGGAGAUCCUAGGAUGCCAUAUUCUCGAAAGAGCGUAUUUGAUGUUGGAGAUAUUGGCGCUGGUGUAGCGGCUAAUAACUUGGCUCUCGGUUGCGAUUGUCUUGGUGUCAUCAAGGUAGUCAUAACCCAUCCUUGUAUGGCCGUAUAGCUGAUUAAUCGUCAAGUACUUUUCUUUCGUCAUUACAAACUCACAAGGAAACCCUGUAGAGAAGCCAAAUGCAAUUUGCAUGCACGAGAUCGAUGAUGGUAUCGGAUGGAAGCAUACCAAUUCUAGGACGGGCGGAGUCUCGAUUGUCCGCUCUCGGGUCCUGGUUCUGCAAACCAUCAUUACGGUCGGGAAUUACGAGUACGUUUUUAUGUGGCACUUGGAUCAAGCUGCUGGAUUACAUUACAAGAUCCAAGCGACCGGCAUCCUGUCGACGGCUCCCAUUGACCGAGGAGUUACAGUUCCAUUUGGAACAAGAGUAAACGACGACGUCUUGGCUCCAUUUCAUCAACAUGUAUUCAGCCUUCGAAUAGAUCCUUGCAUUGACGGGGACAAUAAUACAUUUCUGGAAGAGGACUCUGUUCCCAUGCCUUGGAAUGACCAAAAUCCGUACGGUGUGGGUUACGUGACCGAGAAUCGGAUCAUCUCCACUUCCAGUCCGUCCGAUUCAGCUCCUAAUCGAGUUCAUAAAAUCAUCAAUCCAACCAGUAUUAACAAAUCGUCCGGUGCACCCGUGUCCUAUGCCAUCCACAGUCCAGGGAAACAAAUGCUACUGGCCCAUCCCGAUUCAUGGCACGGUCGACGUGCAAAAUACGCAUUCCAUCCCUUCUGGGUAACCACACAUCGAGACAACGAACUCUAUGCUGCUGGAGACUACACGUACCAAUCCCAUCCCGAUCUUACUAGUGAUCUGGGUUCUUGGGCAGCACGGAGAGAUAGAACCGAGAAUACGGAUAUUGUCGUCUGGCAUUCUAUUAGCUUGACGCAUAAUCCGAGGACGGAAGAUUAUCCUGUCAUGCCAUGUGAUACUAUGACGGUGAGCUUGAAGCCUAGUGGUUUCUUUGACCAGAACCCGGCUCUUGAUGUUCCACAGAGUAUGCAGAAGGAUAACGGAAGUUGUUUGGUGAAAAACGAGGAUUUAGCGGUGGCGGUGGAAGGGAAGGCCCGGGAGUUCAAGUUGUAGAAAUAAUCUCGCAGAAGAGAAAAAAAGUAGGAGUAGACAUUUCUCUUAUUAUUCUUUGUUUCUAGGUUUCUUAUACUGUAGGUGUCAACCCCGAAUAUUCUAGGAGAACUACUCGAAUUGUCCCAAGA